Molecule: messenger RNA, 4314 nt
Organism: Plutella xylostella (diamondback moth)
Lineage: Eukaryota; Metazoa; Arthropoda; Insecta; Lepidoptera; Plutellidae
Gene: lin
Product: protein lines homolog
Source: RefSeq, a predicted model, not a curated record
UGAUCGAGCGUCAUUCGUACGUAAUGGAGUCGAAAUGGUGCGACGUUUUAGUAAAUUGAAAUAAAAUCGUAAUAAUUCUGAAAUUAUCACAUAAAAGUGCCACUAUUUGUGAUUUAAUGGAAUGCUGUGAAUAUUCUUAUUCAUAAUUGGGUGUGAAGUUAUUUUGUUAAUUGAAGAAACAACCUCGAUCGGAUGCCAAUGACUGUUAUACGAAGUAAAACUACAUCUGUGCCGCUACGACGAGUGGCCAAUGUUUGAGAAGUAGCCGAUCGCAGUCGAGUUUCAUGGUUUUGAGGGGGAAUUUACAUGUUGAGAGUCCAACCAAUGAAGGUAUGGCAUCUGAUCAGCCCGUGAAGAAGAAACAGCGGAUAGACGCGCCCGACAUCGACGAGGGCAGUGACAAGUCCGCCGAGGAUGCUAUCGGAGACAUUUUUGACUCGGAGACACCUCCUGCUGAACCAGCUGAUGAGUUCCCAUCGAGGAAUGGGGAGUCCCCUGACAGUGGCACCGUCAGUGAAGAUGCAGUGGACUGCUCUGCUAUAUUGAGGCUCCCAAACAACUCUGAUGUGACCAUAACCCCAACCUGCUCCUCUACCAACACUCUAAAUUGGAACUCCGAAGACGAUAAACUGCUAUCGGAGCUGAGAAUACUCCAGGAUGGCCUUGUCGGGCAGUGCUUGUGCCAGUACAAUGAGAAUGUUGUUACACAGCUGUUUGAUAGAAGACUAAACAUCGCAUCAUGGCCGAUACCAUGUUCACUGACCUACCUCUCUACAAUGCAACUCAUGUUCGAUGUUUACUUGAAACAAAACCAUUCUGGCACAAUAUGCUCAAGACUAAUGCAGGCCUGUGACAUGUUUGUCAGAAACAGACAUGACUGGAUCACAGAAGUAAUAGAGCUUUCAGAUCAUAAGAGCAAAUUCAUCACUUUUGUUGCAAGCCGAGUCUUGGCUACUUUCCUAAUAGUGGCCAAGGAUACAGUGGAUGAAAACUGGCUACAUCAGAUAGUUGAGAACAUCUACAUGUUUGAUCGGAUAAACAGGAUCACAGUGCAGAAGAUAAACUUCAGUCUCGACAUUAUAAAGAGGAUUGUUGAGUGGAAAGAUGUGGAACAGCAUCCAUUAGAAGACAGUGCAUACAUAAACUCAGCCGCAAGUGUGCCCGUCCAAGAAGACAAUCCAUUCAGAAGUAACAUUGGCUAUGGCAGCAAUCGCAACGCACAAACUCCGUCCAGCUCUCACGCAGAGAACUUAGAUAGUGCCUUCUCAAAUUUACAAACUCACAGUACACCAUCAACAUCAUCGGCUGAAAACUUGAGUACAGAACAGACGUUUAAGCUUCACGAUCCAGUACUGAAGUUCCCUAUGGAGCAACAGAUCAGUGGCUCCGAGCAGCAGGAGCCCCCGGACCCUCCGCCACCGCCCCGUGUGGAAAGAGUGAAUGAAAACGGAUGCAGUACAGUCAUAUUGACAGACUCGGAAUCAUUUGACACAUCCCAUAUAAAGUGCAUCACAAUUAAGACGCUGGAAGGCCACUGGCCCGUUUUAGUCAAAAACAUCAAACUGCUACUGCUGAGGUACCUGAACUUACCAAACUCGGAGAACUGUAUACUCACAUUCUUCACUCUGUGGGAGAAUAUCAUCAGUGUAAAGGCGAACCUCUCAGUCAUCGAUACUAAACCGUUCUACGCUGAUCUGCAAGGGUUUGUUGACUUACUGAGAAAUACAACCUUCCCCAGUCUCAUCUACACACAUUUACUCAGUCUAUUCAAUGAGGUGCUCUGCUAUGGAUCGACCCUAGCAUUGCAAGACAUACUGCCGGAAGAAAUCUGCUGUCUAGCUCACUCUAUUGUCAGGUAUGUCAAAGAUUUCAGGCUUCUCAGCGAUGUGCGCGUCAGAAAUAGCAGAAGCGGCUUCAGCUUCAUUGGCAGAGAAUGUCCAGUCAUCCAGAACUACUCGCUCGGUCCCAACGUGACGUCAACCAUCCAGUUAGUGGACCAAAGCUAUGGGGAUGACGAUCAUGAUGACUCGAUACAAACGAGAAGCGAAGUCGACAAGACACUGCUUCAGAGGAUGUCCCUGUUAGUCCUGAAAUCUAUAGCAGUUACAGUGAAAGAGAUGCGGUGCGACUCCUCAGACAGUUCCAUAGAUUCGUCGGACUACAAUGCUAUACAGGACAUGCAGAUUGUUGAGCGAUCUAUAAGAGAUGUCCUUAAAAAACUAGACAGUUUCAUUCGCAACGCACUAGAGUUCCACCCCGAAACUCCAUUCACGAAAAUGCUGAUACACUUAUUCAGUGAACAGGACGAUUACUUGAUAGAGUCUAUGGUUUGCACUCUAGAUAUAACCGUCGGGAUUGUCUAUAGAAACUCUGUCUACCCAGAUUUGAUCCCUAUGUUGAACCCCAUAGCUUCUUUCAUUGAAUUCCUAAAGAUCGUCUCUCACGACAGCGAUGUAUUGCUAGACUAUCUGGUCAGCAAUGAGACGUGUUUCCUGCUAUAUUUGUUGAGGUUCUUGAAGUAUGUGCGAAGAAAUUGGCCUAAGUUCAUUGAGACCUGCCAGUCCUUUGAGUCAGGUAGCACCAGAGGUCUGGAUGACACUAUGAGGGUGCUGAUAAGGCUACGGCUUCAGAUUAGCAGGCUGGUGUCUAAAUCGUUGUUCCCAUAUAAUAUUAGUCCAGUCCUGAGGCUUCUAGAAGUGUGUGAGAGCUUGUAUGAAGGAAAUGAGCUAAGCUGAAAUUUUAACAGGAGUUUUAAAUCGUCCUGUAGAAGACAGUAUAUGUACAGUAUAUAGUACAGAGUAUAUCUGAUGCAAAGACUGCCAGUUUUAAAUACAUUCCAAGCUAAACAUUAGAUCGCGUUUAAAAUUAUGAGAGUAAGGAAUUUGUAAUGUAUGUAAUUAUAAUAAUUAUGUUUGUAUUUUGUAUGUCUUCCUUGAAUAGUGUUAUUUAAAAUGUGCCUUACCACUUAACUGAUUAGGUGCUUUGUGUAGCAAUAGUAAUCGUAACUUUAGGUAAAAAUAACUUUUAGUAACAAUUGAAUGAUAGGCGUCAUCGUCAUAACAAUUUUAUUUAAAAAUAUGUAAAUUCCAUCAAUUAUAAUUAGUUAUUUUAGUUUAAUUUACCUUACUUUAGCUAUAAUUUAUUGUAUUACUUUAUAAAUCAGGUUGUAUAAUAAUUAAUAAUAACUAAGUACAGAAAAAUGCGGGUGUAUAUACAAUUUUAUGAUAAUUUAUAUUAUUUCAUGCCAUAAAAAAUCAUGUAAAUAUAACGCCAUUAAAUACCAUGUUUAUGUAAAACUGUUGAUAUCAGUAUUAAUGAAUUCCUUAUUUAUAUACUUCAAAUGCAGUUUAAUCUUGAUAUUAUUAUUUGGGCGCCCUGUUUAGUUUGACAUGGUACAAAAGCAUAUGAAAUGAAACGAUGUGUUUACCCUGAAUACUUCUCUGGCCUUUUUCUUAAGUAGCAUCUGAAAUAGGCAAUUGACGAAGGUUCAGGUUUAAUAAAUAAAAGUCUAGCCCCCUUAUUCAUAGAAAAGUUCCCUCUCUGUCAACAAAACAGUUCAAUAGAUAAAACGUCCUGUAACUUGUCUAUGAAUAAGGGGGUAGGUUUCAGAUGCUAAUUUACCACCAACAGGCCAUUAAUUUAAAUGCUCAUUGGUUUUUCGCCCUUACUCAGUUUGGGUUCAUGAUUAUAACCAUGUUCCUAACAUUUUGUCAAAUACAGGAUUUACCUGUAUGCCUCUGGAGACAAAGUAUGACCCGAUCGGUCCUAAGUAUAUCCUAACAAUUUUGUAUUUUAAACUGCGGCGCCUAAUGUCAGUCAAGUAAAGAAACAAAUUCAAAUAUACGGGAUUUAAUUGUACUUAUGUUAAGUUUAUAAUUUCAUAAAACAUUAAUCUUAGCGUAGGAUGUUAUAAAUUUAUAAUACUGACUGUUAAUGCAUUAAGUUCAAGCCAUUCUAGAUAUUUCAAAUUCUCCAUUUUGUUUAAGUAGUUACUUACUAUAUAAAAAAACGCACACAUCAUAGGCAAAAAAUACUGGAAAUAUUAAAUACUUACCUAUUUAUUUUUUGUAUCUGCUGAAAUGAAUUUAAUAAUAUUGUUGUGAGAAUAUACUGUUUAGAAUCUCUUCAAACUUUUCUUGCCAAUAUAAAAAUAUAGUCAGAUUUUGCUUCUAUAGUCUGGCUAAAGCAAAGUUCAAACACAUUAUAAUAUGCCUAUGGUUCUAAAACAACUUCGAUAGCUGUAAACUAUUGUAGUUAGGUAACAUUUACAUUUAUUUAAUUAUGACAUUAAAACAAAAUAUUUUUGUAAACUUU